Messenger RNA from Vespa velutina, 1727 nucleotides. RefSeq lists its product as uncharacterized. The transcript has 5 exons. NCBI's taxonomy places the organism in Eukaryota, Metazoa, Arthropoda, Insecta, Hymenoptera, Vespidae. The record is from RefSeq and is a predicted model, not a curated record. The coding region runs from base 244 to 1713 and encodes 489 amino acids.
UAUAUACAUAUAUAAGUACAUGACAUAAAUUAAUGCUUGAUUCACAAUCAACGAAAGUGUAUGUGAUUUUGCGUAUAAGCGGUGAAAGCAAAGUCGAUUGUGUGAUGUUGAAUGUAGACAUAUGUGAAAAUCGUGCAAUACCGGACAAGAUUGAUAUAGAUCUAAGUUUUGUUAAUGUUGGAAUGAUAUGUAUUAAAGAUAAAGAAUAACGAAAAAAAAAAAAAAUUAAAAACUUCGAUAAAAAUGGGUAAUCACGUGGCACGUAAUAUAAGCAAUUCUACUAAAAAGACUGAUGCAGUUACAAAUAAUAGCAAUGCGCUAACUACAAACACGGUUUCACGAAGUUCCUCUGGUAAUGACAUCGAACAUAGUUCUCCUACACAAUUUUUCCCAAUUGAUAACCUAGCCAAGAUUUUAUCGCAUCAUACAUAUGAAGAAAAACAUAUACAUGGAAUCACGAUGUCUGUGUUUGAAAAUUACUUAUUUCCUAAUUAUCCUACAUUAGCUGAAAAGUUGUUUACUUAUUUGCAUCACUCUGCUGGAGCAAGUACAUCACAUUUGACAGUUUCUGCUUUCAAACAACAAUCAGAAAAAUUUCUGUCCGUUAUGAGCGACCAAACUAUAUUAGAAAAUUAUGUAACAAUAUACUCUAAUAUAAGAGAUGGGGAUAUAUCUCCUGAUCUACUAAGGUCUUUAUUGAUGACUUGUUAUCAACUGGCAAUGGAUAGUACUGGUACUACAACAUGUAUUUAUAUACAUCGUGUCGUCAACGCUGUUGUCAUUUCAUGUUUUCAUGGAAAAGAUAGUUUGUCUGUGAGUUAUGUUAGUAAUUGGAUGUGGCAGCAUUGUUCACGUAUUGUACAUGGUCUACAUUGCUAUGUAGUUCAUGUAUUGACAACAGCUUAUAGAAAUGGUAAAGCAUUGCUAUCAAAAGAACAGCCACAACCACAUUUAGAAAUUCCAACACCUGUAUUGGAACAUGCUGACAGUUUUGAUCAACCUCAGACAUUAUUGCCUGUGAGCUAUGUUUGGUUAUUAUCAACUACUUUACCACAAUGUUAUCUUCAGGCAAAUGAUACACCCAAGGAUAUUACGCACGCCAUUAUAGCCAGAACUACAGGCAAUAUAUGUCCUAGACACUGGACUUUAUUAUAUAAUAGUUCAGAACAUGGAACUGGCGCUAAUCGCUUUCUUCAUCAUGUGCUAGGCUACAGAGGUCCAACGUUGUUAUUUAUAAAAGCUGCUGAUCCAGAAAAGGAUGGUGAAUAUCUCAUGUACUGCAUGUGCUCAGCAGUUGAAUGGCGUGAAAGUCAUCUUUAUUGGGGUGAUGAAGAUUCAGUGGGAAUUCAAUUAAGUCCAUCCUACAGAGUUAUAGAGAAAGGACCUAAAGUAUUGUAUCUAAAUACAGGAAUUAGAGGUUAUCCUCAUGGCUUGCGAUUUGGAAGUAAUCCACGUUCACCACAUAUAAGUAUUGAUGAAUCAUUCCAUUCAGUCAGUAUCGCAGGUGCACCAUAUCCUAUUGCUACUCUAGAAGUUUGGGGAUGUGGAGAUGUAAAGUUAAGAGAACGUCAAUUGGAUAUUAAAAAGUGGCAAGUAAAAGAGGCAGAAAGACAAAGAAUUGUUAAAUUAAGUGCUAGCGAUUGGUUGGAUCAUCCUGACCGUUAUCUUCUUGAACUAGCAGGAAGAGCAUCUUACAAUGAAUCUAAUAAAUAACUGGGAUUACAUAA